UGAGGCCAGGGGUCACUCGAGGUCAGUCUUCUAUCGGAUUUAUGGUGGACCCAAAUGAAGGCAGUCUGCGAGUAGUCACUCCCAAUACCCACCUGUCAAUCACUUGCUUCUGGGAUACGCAGGAAUUUGUGAGUGUCGGUGGUGUGGUGGACACCAGCAUCCCCCUGGUCCCACAGUCUCUGUCACAGGCCCAAGGAUUGACUCCAGGAUCAGUUGUCUUCAUCAUACAGGGCUUUAAUCUGCCUCUGGGACAACACGUUGUAAAUCUGACAGCAACAUGUCUGACGCCCGUUACAGUCACAAAGAAAACGUUAAGAGAGACGACAGUGCCAGAGACCUAUGGAAUAGAUGAAGAUUCCACACAAACCACAAUAACAAUCAGUUCAGAAGAGGAGUACGUCACAGAGACUGUCAUGUAUCCGAUCGAAGAGACCAUAUGCGUCACAGUAUACAACGAAGAGUCAAUCAAAGGACUCCGUCUGGACCAUAGCAACAGCUUUUACGAUGUUGUAAACAACACAACAAAAUUAACUGCCAGCGUUGCUACAGGGACAGAGCUGACUGUACAGUGGGCCUUUGACAAUGAAGUCUACAUACAACAGGUAUCCGACAGCGUGAAGACGUUGGGCUUUACCUAUCCUCACGUUUGGAAAAAUCCAGGUACUUUCACAGUGUACCUCAACGUGUCCAACAGAGUCAGCGACGACUACACAAAAGCAAAAGUCACCGUGUUUUAUCCUCUUAACGGAUUUACCUUUUCUACCUCCGACACCAUCUUGCAAACACAGGAGGAGCUGGUCUUGACGCUGACAAUGGCCUCUGAUACGAAGAUGCCUAUGGGUAAUGUGACCUUCAACUUGAUCUGGGGGGAUGGCCCAGAAGUGUUUAAUGUCUUGAACGUCACUCCUGGUCAGAAUCUCGUAUUUAGACACACAUACAGCGUACAGGGUGACAGGAACGGCAGCCUAGAGCUUGUCUCACAGGUAGACAACAAGGUUUUCACGUUCCCAGUAUAUGUCUGGAACAAGUUGAACGUAACAUUAAACAUAUCGGCAACAGCUGGUAAGCCAGGAGACAUCUUCAACCUGACCUUUGUCAACCCACCAAUUGUAGGUUUUCAAUACAUUAUAAACUGUAGCGGUGGUCAGUUAUUCAGCAAUAAUCAGUCGGCUCUGUAUGCAAACUUUUCGCCUCCCGUCCCUCCCUACACCUUUUCCUUCGAAAAGGAAGGAGAAUACAUCAUCGAACUUCACGCCUUUAAUCUUAUGUACUCUUUCGACACGAGUUACAUUAUCUUCGUUGAAAUUCCGGUGACAGGAAUCAGUCUGGCCCAUAGUAACAGCUUUUACGACAUCGUGAACGACACAACCAAACUAACGGCCAGCGUUGCUACAGGAACCUCGCUGACUGCACAAUGGGUCUUUGGCACGGAACUCUACAUUCAACAGGUAUCUGACGUCAGCAUACUGGACUUUACCUAUCCCCACGUUUGGAAAAAUUCAGGUACUUUCACAGUGUACCUCAACGUGUCCAACAGAGUCAGCUACAACUACACAAAAGCAAAAGUCACCGUGUUUUAUACCCUUAACGGAUUUACCUUUUCUACCUCCGACACCAUCUUGCAAACACAGGAGGAGCUGGUCUUGAUGCUGACCAUGGCCUCUGACACGAAGAUAUCUAUGGGUAAUGUGACCUUCAACUUGACUUGGGGGGAUGGCCCAGAAGUGUUUAAUGUCUUGAACGUCACUCCUGGUCAGAAUCUCGUAUUAAGACACACAUACAGCGUACAGGGUGACAGGAACGGCAGCCUAGAGUUGGUCUCACAGGUAGACAACAAGGUUUUCACGUUCCCAGUAUAUGUCUGGAACAAGUUAAACGUAACAUUAAACAUAUCGGCAACAGCUGGUAAGCCAGGAGACAUCUUCAACCUGACCUUCGUAAACCCACCAAUUGUAGGUUUCAAUACAUUAUAAACUGUAGCGGUGG
Pomacea canaliculata is the source of this 1986-nucleotide messenger RNA. RefSeq lists its product as uncharacterized. The coding region runs from base 42 to 1973 and encodes 643 amino acids. Lineage: Eukaryota; Metazoa; Mollusca; Gastropoda; Architaenioglossa; Ampullariidae. The transcript has 5 exons. The record is from RefSeq and is a predicted model, not a curated record.